GGGCUUCAGCCGCACUCCACCUGCACAACUUGGGCGGCUGCUCCGCUUUCGCGUGUUUGGAACGGAUUCAGCCCCAAGGGAGAGGGGUCGAUCUCGACUUCUGGCGACCCUCUGAAUCAGCGACCUCCAAGAGCAUCUGUCGUGAACCACCCUGUUCAGACCUUGAACCUGCAGCUGGUCCUGAUGUGCGAGUUCCUCUCUGAAAGUUUUAAAGAGGCUAGAUCUGCAAUGCUAGAGAGGGUCUAAGGAAGGGGGGGCGUCCUGCGAAGGCUGUUUCCUGCGUCUCUCCCAUCACCACCGGCAGCAGCGACAUCUGAGCAUCCCAACCAGGUUGCUGCCACGUCCUGCAUCAGAGGCUGGGAAAGAGUUGGUGAUGGACACAACGGGAGUUGUAGAGGCGCAUCUGUAGUGCCAUUGGAAACAAUGAAGCCUGAAGCAACAAUAAAUAAAUAAUGCUCUGUAAUCAAAGAGGACCAGAAAAGCAAGAGGGGAACCAGUCAAAGAACGAUAUGAAGAAAUUUGUUUCUUCAGGUACUGACGAACUCCUAAUCCUUCAAGAAGAUCAGCAAGCAAAGACAAGGGAAAAGAUUGCCAUGUUUGGGAAUAUACUCGAGGAAGGAUCAAAAGUUAGUAUUAAUUGCAGAGUCUAUGCAGGAGAUAAACCAUUUAAAUGCAUGGAAUGUGGAAAGGGAUUCAGCAAAAGAGGAGCACUUCAAAAUCAUCAAAGAACACACACAGGGGAGAAACCAUUUCAUUGUACAGAGUGUGGAAAGGGCUUCAGUCAUAGAGCAGAUCGUAAUGUUCAUCAACGUAUCCACACAGGGGAAAAACCAUUUAAAUGCAUGGAAUGUGGAAAGGGCUUCAUUGCUAGUGGAACACUUAGCAAACAUCUGAGAAUCCACACAGGAGAGAAGCCGUAUAAAUGUGAGAAGUGUGGAAGGAGUUUCAGUUACAAAACAGAUUGUAAGAUUCAUCAACGUAUCCACACAGGGGAAAAACCAUUUAAAUGCCUGGAGUGUGGAAAGUGCUUCAAUCAACGAUGCAAUCUUAAAAAACAUCAAAAAAUCCACACAGGGGAGAAACCAUUUAAAUGCAUGGGGUGUGGAAAGUGCUUCAGUCAACAGGACACACUUAAAAAACAUCAAAGAAUGCACACAGAGGAAAAACCAUUUCAAUGCAUGGAGUGUGGAAAGAGCUUCCGUUGGGAAUCAUACCUAAUGUUACAUCAACGAACUCAUACAGGGGAGAAACCAUUUCAGUGCAUGGAGUGUAGAAAAUGCUUCAGUCAACAGGGAGCACUUAAAAAACAUCAAAGAACCCACACAGGGGAGAAACCAUUUAAAUGCAUGGAAUGUGAAAAGUGCUUCAGUGAACAGGGAGCACUUAAAAAGCAUCAAAGAACUCAUACAGGAGAGAAACCAUACAAAUGUGAGGAGUGUGGAAAGAGUUUUAGUCAGAAAGCACAUCAUACAGUUCAUCAACGUAUCCAUACAGGGGAAAAACCAUUUAAGUGCAUGGAAUGUGGAAAAUGCUUCUUGGAUAAUGGAAUACUUACUAUACAUCGAAGAAUCCACACAGGAGAGAAGCCAUAUAAAUGCAUGGAAUGUGGAAAGAGGUUUUGUCAGAGUGGACACCUUACUUCUCAUCAAAGAACUCACAUAGGAGAGAAACCAUAUAAAUGUGAGGACUGUGGAAAGAGAUUUAGUGUGAAUGAAGAAUUUACUUCACAUCAAAGAAUCCACAGAGGAGAGAAACCAUAUCAAUGUGAGGAGUGUGGAAAGAGUUUCAUUCACAAAACACAUCAUAACAUUCACCAACGUGUCCACACAGGAGAAAAGCCAUAUAAAUGCAUGGAGUGUGGAAAGAGCUUCAGUCACAAAGCUGGUUGUAAAGUUCAUCAACAUAUCCACACAGGGGAAAAACCAUUUAAGUGCAUGGAGUGUGGAAAGAGCUUUUUUGAUAGUGGAACACUUUCUAAACAUCAAAGAAGACACACAGGAGAGAAACCAUAUAAAUGUAUGGAAUGUGGAAAGAGCUUCAGUCAGAGUGGAAACCUUAGUGUACAUCAAAGAACUCACACAGGAGAGAAACCGUAUAAAUGUGAGGACUGUGGAAAGAGUUUUAGUCAGGGAUCAAAGCUUACUUUACAUCACCGAACUCACACAGGGGAGAAACCAUUUCAUUGUAUAGACUGUGGAAAGAGCUUCAGUCAGACAGCCAUUCUUAAGGUUCAUCAACGUGUCCACAUAGGAGAAAAACCAUUUAAAUGCAAGGAGUGUGGAAGGAGUUUCAGUGCUAGUGGAACACUUUGUAAACAUCAAAGAAUCCACACAGGAAAGAAGCUAUAUAAAUGUGAGGAGUGUGGAAAGAGUUUCAGACAAAAUAAAGAUUGUAAGGUUCAUAAACAUAUCCACAUAGGGGGAAAAACAUUUAAGUGCAUGGAGUGUGGAAAGAGCUUCUUUGGUAGUGGAAGACUUUCUAACCAUCAAAGAGUACACACAGGAAAGAAGCCAUAUAGUUGUAUGGAAUGUGGAAAAAGCUUCAGUCAGAGUGGACACCUAAGUUCUCAUCAAAGAACACACACAGGGGAGAAACCAUAUAAAUGCAUGGAAUGUGGAAAGAGUUUCAGUCAGGGUUCUGGGCUUACUUUACAUCACCGAACUCACACAGGGGAGAAACCAUUUCAUUGUAUAGAGUGUGGAAAGAAUUUCAGUCACAAAGCAGGUCAUAAGGUUCAUCAACGUAUCCACACAGGGGAGAAGCCCUAUAAGUGCAUGGAGUGUGGAAAGAGCUUCAGUCAAGGUUCAAACCUUACUUCACAUCAGCGAACUCACACAGGAGAGAAGCCAUAUAAAUGCCUGGACUGUGGAAAGAACUUCAGCCAGAGCACAUACCUUAGUUUACAUCGAAGAAUCCACACGGGGGAGAAACCGUACAAAUGCUUGGUAUGUGGAAAGAGCUUCCAUCGGAGCUUCAUCCUGACUGCCCAUCAGAGAGUCCACAAAGGAGAGAAACCCUAUCACUGCUCAGACUGUGGGAAGAGCUUUUACGAUAGAUCCCAUCUCAAUACCCACAAAAGAAUCCAUACAGGAGAGAAACCAUAUAAAUGCCUGGAAUGUGGAAAGAACUUCAGUCACAAGGUGAACCUUACCUCCCAUCAAAGAAUUCACACAGGAGAGAAGCCCUAUAACUGCACCGGUUGUGGGAAGAGUUUUUGUGACAAACAGAAUCUUAUUCGACACCAAAGAAUCCACACAGGAGAGAAACCAUAUAAAUGCCAGGAGUGUGGACAGAACUUCAGGCAGCGUGCAACCCUCACUUCACAUCAAAGAGUGCACACAGGGGAGAGACCAUACCAAUGCUUGGAAUGCGGAAAGAGCUUUUACAGAAAAACAGAACUAAACAGACAUCAUAGAAUUCACAGAAGGGUAGAAAGACCUGUCAUGUCUUGGCGUGUUGAAAUGGCUUCAGAUGGUGUAUCGAUCGUACAUCCUACCAGAGAACUUGUGCAGGAAAAACAGCGUAUAACUUCUGAGAUUAAGCAAGAACGCUAUUGCUAAAAUUACCCCUUAUUAGAAAAUUUGCGUGAGAGAGACGCUUCCCCCUUCCUCAAAUUAAUACAGGCAUACCCCGCUUAACGUCGCUUCACUUAAUGUCGCCUUGCUCCAUAUGCCUGUAUUUCUCCAGAAACGCAGCGCAGCAGCAGAGGCUUUAGCGUGUGGGGAUGGAAAUAGACGCGAUUGCGCCAGCGCAAAUCAGCUGGGAGGCGUGAUCGUGAUCAGCUGGGAGGCGCGCCAGCGCAGCAGCAGAGGCUUUAGCGUGGGGCUUUGAGGCUCCGCAUGAAGGAGAGGUAGAAAAAGUUUUAAAAGGUAGUGCUUCACUUUAAGGACAUUUUCGGUUUACGUACUCGCUCUGGUCCCGUUGAGUACGUUAAUGCGAGGUAUUACUGUGUUUGGGAAUGUGGAAAGAGCCUCAGCCAGAGCAAAAUAUACCAUGUUCAGUGUAUACCAAGAUCUCAUAUAAGAAAGCAAACUUCAUUGCAGUUCUCAUCAAAGGCUGAUAGGCCACUUCAGUCACAAACGAAAGUGUUGACCCUUGUUUCUUUACCUGGGAUGUGUACUUUCUUGUAGCAUAUAAUGUGCACUUUGAACCUUAUGGAAGU
Messenger RNA from Rhineura floridana, 4162 nucleotides. RefSeq names its product zinc finger protein 345-like. Gene Ontology annotation, biological process: regulation of immune system process; negative regulation of transcription by RNA polymerase II; regulation of cytokine production. Gene Ontology annotation, molecular function: DNA-binding transcription factor activity, RNA polymerase II-specific; RNA polymerase II cis-regulatory region sequence-specific DNA binding. The record is from RefSeq and is a predicted model, not a curated record. The coding region runs from base 453 to 3560 and encodes 1035 amino acids. Lineage: Eukaryota; Metazoa; Chordata; Lepidosauria; Squamata; Rhineuridae. The transcript has 5 exons.